AUGGUUUUUUCGACUCGACUCGACUCCGAUGGUCAAAUUUCUCAUGGUGGGUGGGGCUUUUGUAAUAUGGCUAAGGUGUUGGCUUAGAUGGUGAAUAUUGGAUGAUGAUUGGUGAACAUGGUGAUAGUGCACCAAUCACACCAAUUGCACCAAUAAUGGGAAAUUGGUGCAGUUGGUGCAAUUCACCAAUUGGUGUAGUUGGUGCAAUUUCACCAAUUGGUGUAGUUGGUGCAAUUUCACCAAUUGGUGUAGUUGGUGCAAUUCACCAAUUGGUGUAG
Caenorhabditis angaria is the source of this 278-nucleotide messenger RNA. Lineage: Eukaryota; Metazoa; Nematoda; Chromadorea; Rhabditida; Rhabditidae. The record is from the annotation of a GenBank genome assembly.